UAUUAAGAAAGAUUCUUAAUUAUAAAAUAAAUAAUUAUAAAACUCGUAUUUACUUUAAUAUUAUUUUUCUCUGAUAAAUUAAAGUAGUAUUUUCCAAAUAGAGAUUCUAAAACGGAAUUGUAUAGAUAGAAAACCAGAAUUUUCAAAACUACUUUUAUAGGUGAUAGUUGAAUAGAUUUUGAAGCGGAGAUAAUCUGCUUCUCUAAGAUGUCCUUCCAACCCUGUCAGUGCUUAGAUAAAACUCAAAGACAUAAGACGGAUUCCACAAUGACAAGUAGCUGUCAAUCAACCAUCCAAUACUUGAUCAUCAUCGCCCUCUUCCUACUUCUCACCCUCACCCCCGCUCAGGGGGGCGAAGAGGAAAACGACUGCGGCGAGGGGUGCCAGUUUCUGUACCCUGACAUCCCUCUGAUCAGCCGCUGUGUCAAGUACUCCUGUCGCCGGCGCGUUUUUCAAAAUUUCAUCCGUUUCGGAAAACGCUCCGGGAACUCUGAAGAACCUCUGCCACUUCAAAAACACCCCAGCGCUUUAAAAAAUUUAAUCCGCUUCGAACAGCGUUCGGGGUACGAUUCAAACCCGCUGUUUCAACUAACCCAGUCCGAUUCAGCUCCUAAGAUUCAAAAUGUUGAGCCCAUCAGCGAGACCUUGCAGACCCAGCAGCAUCAACUGUCGCAGGAGGAGCUACAGCAGCUCACCCAAGAGGAGCUUCCCAAGCUAGAAGUUGUCUCCAAGACUUUGCGCCUCAGCAGACCGACGACACGUCGCUUGGAGAACAUAUUAGACGCCAUCUUGGACUUAGCCUGAGCAGUGCUCCUCACCUUCAUGAAAUAAAUUAUCUUAAUUAUAUUUCAAUGAAAUAUUAAAUAUU
Molecule: messenger RNA, 868 nt
Organism: Physella acuta
Lineage: Eukaryota; Metazoa; Mollusca; Gastropoda; Physidae
Source: RefSeq, a predicted model, not a curated record